This is a messenger RNA of Clupea harengus (Atlantic herring), 1424 nucleotides long. RefSeq names its product proline rich and Gla domain 3 (gene prrg3). The record is from RefSeq and is a predicted model, not a curated record. Gene Ontology annotation, cellular component: extracellular region. Gene Ontology annotation, molecular function: calcium ion binding. Lineage: Eukaryota; Metazoa; Chordata; Actinopteri; Clupeiformes; Clupeidae.
GUUGCGUUACAGACAUAACAUAGUAAUAAGAGUCUUUUCAUUGGACGAUAAUAGAUAUUUCACUACCCUUAUUGGAUAGUCUAUACCUCUGUCUUGAUGUAUAUGACUCAUGUGGGUGUUCUGCAACUGUAAAUAGGGACGGAAUGAGAAGAAAUCGGCGAUAGCCUGGAAGGUCAGCAUACGCCAAUCCAAGUAGCUGAGUAGCAUGGCAGCUGCAUUCCUGGAUGGGAAAGAUGCACACUCACUCCUCAAGCGCUUUCCGCGGGCCAACGGCUUCCUGGAGGAAUUCCGCCAGGGCAACAUUGAGAGAGAGUGUGUGGAGGAGAGCUGCAGCUUCGAGGAAGCCAACGAGGUGUUUGAGAACAAGGAACGCACGAUGGAGUUCUGGAAGAUGCGCAGUGUGGGCAGUAAUGCAGAGUCCCGCUCCGACAGCAAGGACGUGGUGUUUAUGGUGGUGCCCCUCCUGGUCAUGACACUGCUGGCCCUCAUAGGGCUGUUCCUCCUGUGGCGCUGCCAGCUGCAGAAGACCAUGCGCCGCCGGUGGCCCGCCUACCCGCAGAACCGCUAUCUGGCCAGCCGCAACUCCCGCAGCCUGCCGCGCAUCCUGGUGCACCGGGACACGCCGCCCUUGUCAUCGCACGCCGAGAACUCCCACCACCACCACCACCAACAUCACCACCCUGCAGCGGUGUCCGCGCCGGUUCUCCCCGAGCCCCCCCCUUCCUGUCGGCCCACGGUGAUCAUCAGCGGGGUGGAGAGGGCAGGAGGAGGAGGAGCCGGAGGGAGAGGGAGCGCGCCCGAGGCCCAGAACCCGCCUAAUGGCCGUGCCUUGUACGUGCAGGACUCCUCCGUGUCCGUGGCCUCGCGUCUCUCUGGGGCCACGCCGCCGCCGUCGUACGAGGAGGUGACGGGGCACGCGGAGAGCAGCAGCGACGAGACCACCACCACCGCCCCCUACAGCGACCCUCCUCCCAAGUACGACGAGAUCGUCAAGGACAAGUGAACCUGUGAUACCAAGACAGCGAGCGCAGGGAGAGGGGGAACAAACCUUUUCAAUUUGGUCAAAACACGGGCCCUUUCUCUUUUCCAACUCGGAGGGGUGUGUUUUGUAAUAAUGCCGGUCGCUGCCAGAGCAUGGCAUGUGUGUGAAUGUUUGGCUUUGCUUCAGACUUUCCUUUCCUCCCCUCAUCAACAAAUCAGCCUUGGGGGGGGGAGUGUGUUUUGCGUGUAAAAGUGUUUGGCUGUAUUUCCUUUGGCAUCUCUAUGAAGAUUUGGAUGUUGUGGAAAAGCAAACGCGACCACAGAAGCACAGACACAGGCCUUUGGCCCUCCACCUGUUGUGCCAUGUCCUUUCCCCCACUACAGACCAAGGGCACUACUUUCUUUCUCUUUCUGUCUCUCUCUCUCUCUCUCACACACCUUGG